This is a messenger RNA of Myotis daubentonii (Daubenton's bat), 13216 nucleotides long. RefSeq names its product transformation/transcription domain associated protein (gene TRRAP). Gene Ontology annotation, biological process: DNA repair; regulation of DNA-templated transcription. Bases 829 to 12465 code for a protein of 3878 amino acids. The record is from RefSeq and is a predicted model, not a curated record. The transcript has 72 exons. Gene Ontology annotation, molecular function: protein binding. Gene Ontology annotation, cellular component: SAGA complex; nucleus; NuA4 histone acetyltransferase complex. Lineage: Eukaryota; Metazoa; Chordata; Mammalia; Chiroptera; Vespertilionidae.
AAUCUUUGAUCGGCUGCUUCCUGCAUGGCCCUUACUGAGGGUUGAGCCUGCAACCCCUGUAUGUGCUCGAAUUCACGUGACCUCCUGGUUCAAGGCUUGAUGUUCAACCAUUGAGCUACACUGGCCGGGCAUUUUUUGAGUGCCUACUAUGUGCCAGCUGCAAACACUUUACAGCUUCCUGGACUCCUCACUGAACCGCUGUCUCUGGGUGAUGCUUGGGAAUCCACUUUUGAUACCUGGUGAUUUAAAUAAAGUACGAGUUCGCGUGUCACCUCUGACAUGCGUGUCAUAGGUUCGCCAUCACUGUUUUGUAUGGUGUCCAUGGCCGAGUAGCCUAAAAUGUUUACUAUCUGGUUUUUUGUAGAUAAUGUAAAGUUUGUCCACCUCUGGCUUAGGGAAAGGAGGAAAUAUGGUAGAAAAAAAGCAUCUGUCUAGAAAAGUUGUGUUUAAAAAAUUAAUAGAUAAAAUGGGCUUAGGUAAAGUUUAUAUUUUUUCUAGUCCUCACCAAGGACGUUUUUUCCGUUGAUUUUCAGUGAGACUGGAAGGGAGGGAGGGGGAGAGACGGGCGGAGGCAGAGGUGCAGAGAGAGAGAAACGUGGAUGUGAGAGAGACACAUGGAUUGGGUGCCUCCCACACCCCAACGUGGGGCCAGGGAUUGAGCCUGCAACUGAGGUACGUGCCCUUGACUGGAAUUGGACCCAGGGCCCUUCCAUCCACAAGCUGAGGCUCUAUCCACUAUAAUGCAAAAUGUUUUAUAGUCUUUUGAGAGUGGGUGGACUCAUGGACCUGAUACUUUUCUCCUGAGAAAUAAACUAGAUCAAAAGAAAAAUGGCAUUUGUUGCAACACAAGGGGCCACAGUGGUUGACCAAACCACUCUGAUGAAAAAAUAUCUUCAGUUUGUGGCAGCUCUCACAGAUGUAAAUACCCCUGAUGAAACAAAGUUAAAAAUGAUGCAAGAAGUUAGCGAAAAUUUUGAGAAUGUAACAUCAUCUCCUCAAUAUUCUACAUUCCUGGAACAUAUCAUCCCUCGGUUUCUUACAUUUCUUCAAGAUGGAGAAGUUCAGUUUCUUCAGGAGAAACCAGCCCAGCAAUUGCGGAAACUAGUUCUUGAAAUCAUUCAUAGAAUACCAACCAAUGAACAUCUUCGUCCUCAUACCAAAAAUGUUCUGUCUGUGAUGUUUCGCUUUUUAGAGACGGAAAAUGAAGAAAACGUCCUUAUUUGUCUAAGAAUAAUUAUUGAGCUACACAAACAAUUCAGGCCGCCCAUCACACAAGAAAUUCAUCAUUUUUUGGAUUUUGUGAAACAGAUUUAUAAGGAGCUUCCAAAAGUAGUGAACCGCUACUUUGAGAACCCUCAGGUGAUUCCUGAGAACACAGUCCCUCCCCCAGAAAUGGUUGGUAUGAUUACAGCAAUUGCUGUGAAGGUCAAUCCUGAGCGUGAGGACAGUGAGACGAGAACACAUUCCAUCAUUCCAAGAGGAUCUCUUUCUCUGAAAGUAUUGGCAGAAUUGCCAAUUAUUGUUGUUUUAAUGUAUCAGCUCUACAAACUGAAUAUCCACAAUGUUGUUGCUGAAUUUGUGCCCCUGAUCAUGAAUACCAUUGCAAUUCAGGUGUCCGCACAGGCCAGGCAACAUAAGCUUUACAACAAGGAGUUGUAUGCUGAUUUCAUUGCUGCUCAGAUUAAAACAUUGUCAUUUUUAGCUUAUAUCAUCAGAAUUUACCAGGAGUUGGUGACUAAGUACUCUCAGCAAAUGGUAAAAGGAAUGUUACAGUUGCUUUCAAAUUGCCCAGCAGAGACUGCACACCUCAGAAAGGAGCUUCUGAUUGCUGCAAAGCACAUCCUCACGACAGAGCUGAGAAACCAGUUCAUCCCUUGCAUGGACAAGCUGUUUGAUGAAUCCAUACUAAUUGGUUCAGGAUAUACUGCUCGAGAGACGCUCAGGCCCCUCGCCUACAGCACUCUGGCUGACCUCGUGCACCACGUUCGUCAGCAUCUGCCCCUCAGUGACCUCUCCCUCGCUGUCCAGCUCUUUGCCAAGAACAUUGAUGACGAGUCCCUGCCCAGCAGCAUCCAGACCAUGUCCUGCAAGCUCCUGCUGAACCUGGUGGACUGCAUCCGCUCCAAGAGCGAACAGGAGAGCGGCAACGGGAGAGAUGUCCUGAUGCGGAUGCUGGAGGUUUUUGUUCUCAAAUUCCACACCAUUGCUCGCUACCAGCUCUCUGCCAUUUUUAAGAAGUGCAAGCCUCAGUCAGAACUCGGAGCCGUGGAAGCAGCUCUGCCGGGAGUGCCCGCUGCCCCCACAGCUCCAGGCCCUGCCCCGUCCCCAGCCCCUGUUCCCACCCCAGCCCCAGCCCCACCUCCUCCCCCUCCCCCUGCCACCCCUGUGACCCCAGCCCCUAUGCCUUCCUUUGAGAAGCAAGGAGAAAAGGACAAGGAGGACAAGCAGACAUUUCAAGUCACAGAUUGCCGAAGUUUGGUAAAAACCUUGGUCUGUGGUGUCAAGACAAUCACGUGGGGCAUAACGUCAUGUAAAGCGCCUGGUGAAGCUCAGUUCAUUCCUAACAAGCAGUUACAGCCCAAAGAAACUCAGAUUUACAUAAAACUUGUGAAAUAUGCAAUGCAGGCUUUAGAUAUUUAUCAGGUCCAGAUAGCAGGAAAUGGACAAACAUACAUUCGAGUAGCAAACUGCCAGACUGUUAGAAUGAAGGAAGAGAAGGAGGUAUUGGAACACUUUGCUGGUGUGUUCACAAUGAUGAAUCCCUUAACAUUUAAAGAAAUAUUUCAAACUACAGUUCCUUAUAUGGUGGAAAGAAUCUCAAAGAAUUAUGCUCUUCAGAUUGUUGCCAAUUCCUUCUUGGCAAAUCCUACUACCUCUGCUCUGUUUGCUACAAUUCUGGUGGAAUAUCUCCUUGAUCGCCUGCCAGAAAUGGGCUCCAACGUGGAGCUCUCCAACCUGUACCUCAAGCUGUUUAAAUUGGUCUUUGGCUCAGUCUCCCUCUUUGCAGCUGAAAAUGAACAAAUGCUAAAGCCCCACCUGCACAAGAUUGUGAACAGCUCCAUGGAGCUUGCACAGACUGCCAAAGAGCCCUAUAACUACUUCCUGCUGCUUCGGGCCCUGUUCCGCUCUAUUGGGGGCGGUAGCCAUGAUCUCCUGUAUCAGGAAUUUUUGCCUCUUCUUCCAAACCUCUUGCAAGGGCUGAACAUGUUGCAGAGCGGCCUGCAUAAGCAGCACAUGAAGGAUCUCUUCGUGGAGCUGUGUCUCACGGUGCCUGUACGGCUGAGCUCUCUCUUGCCGUAUUUGCCCAUGUUAAUGGAUCCCUUGGUGUCUGCUCUCAAUGGCUCUCAGACGUUGGUCAGCCAAGGCCUGAGGACUCUGGAGUUGUGUGUGGACAACCUGCAGCCCGAUUUCCUGUAUGACCACAUUCAGCCAGUACGCGCAGAGCUCAUGCAGGCUUUAUGGCGUACUUUACGCAAUCCUGCUGAUAGCAUUUCUCAUGUAGCCUAUCGUGUACUUGGUAAAUUUGGUGGCAGUAACAGGAAGAUGUUAAAGGAAUCCCAGAAGCUGCACUAUGUUUUGACUGAAGUUCAAGGCCCCAGUAUUACAGUGGAGUUCUCCGAUUGUAAAGCAUCUCUUCAGCUUCCAAUGGAGAAGGCCAUUGAAACCGCUUUGGACUGCCUGAAAAGUGCCAACACUGAGCCCUACUACCGGAGGCAGGCGUGGGAAGUGAUCAAGUGCUUCCUGGUGGCAAUGAUGAGUCUAGAGGACAAUAAACAUGCUCUCUACCAACUCCUUGCACACCCUAACUUUACAGAAAAGACCAUACCUAAUGUCAUCAUAUCACAUCGCUACAAAGCACAAGAUACUCCAGCUCGGAAGACAUUUGAGCAGGCUUUGACCGGGGCAUUCAUGUCUGCAGUCAUUAAAGAUCUUCGGCCCAGCGCCCUGCCCUUUGUAGCCAGCCUGAUCCGCCACUACACAAUGGUGGCAGUUGCCCAGCAGUGUGGUCCUUUCUUGCUGCCUUGCUACCAGGUGGGCAGUCAGCCCAGCACAGCCAUGUUUCACAGUGAAGAAAACGGGUCGAAAGGAAUGGAUCCAUUGGUUCUCAUUGAUGCCAUAGCUAUAUGUAUGGCAUAUGAAGAAAAGGAACUUUGCAAGAUUGGAGAGGUGGCUCUUGCUGUGAUAUUUGAUGUUGCAAGUAUCAUCCUGGGCUCAAAGGAGAGGGCAUGCCAGCUGCCUCUGUUUUCUUACAUUGUGGAGCGCUUGUGUGCGUGUUGUUAUGAGCAGGCUUGGUAUGCAAAGUUGGGGGGUGUGGUGUCCAUUAAGUUUCUCAUGGAGCGGCUGCCUCUCACUUGGGUUCUGCAGAACCAGCAGACAUUCCUCAAAGCACUUCUCUUUGUCAUGAUGGACUUAACUGGAGAGGUUUCCAAUGGGGCCGUUGCCAUGGCCAAAACCACGCUGGAGCAGCUUCUGAUGAGGUGUGCGACACCUUUAAAAGAGGAGGAGAGAGUGGAAGAGAUUGUGGCAGCUCAGGAAAAGUCUUUUCACCACGUGACACACGACUUGGUUCGAGAAGUCACCUCUCCAAAUUCCACUGUGAGGAAACAGGCUAUGCAUUCACUGCAAGUUUUGGCCCAGGUCACUGGAAAAAGUGUGACAGUGAUAAUGGAACCCCAUAAAGAGGUCCUCCAGGAUAUGGUCCCACCUAAGAAGCAUUUGCUCAGACACCAGCCUGCCAAUGCACAGAUCGGCCUGAUGGAGGGGAACACGUUCUGUACCACAUUGCAGCCCAGGCUCUUCACAAUGGAUCUUAACGUGGUGGAGCAUAAGGUGUUCUACACAGAGCUUUUGAAUUUGUGUGAGGCUGAAGAUUCAGCUUUAACAAAGCUGCCCUGUUACAAAAGUCUUCCAUCACUCGUGCCUUUGAGAAUUGCAGCACUAAAUGCACUUGCUGCCUGCAAUUACCUUCCUCAGUCCAGAGAGAAGAUCAUUGCUGCACUCUUCAAAGCACUUAAUUCCACAAAUAGUGAGCUCCAGGAGGCUGGAGAAGCCUGCAUGCGAAAGUUUUUAGAAGGUGCUACCAUAGAAGUAGAUCAAAUCCACACACAUAUGCGACCUUUGUUGAUGAUGCUGGGGGAUUAUCGAAGUUUGACGCUGAAUGUUGUGAAUCGUCUGACUUCGGUUACCAGGCUCUUCCCAAACUCCUUCAAUGAUAAAUUCUGUGAUCAGAUGAUGCAACAUCUGCGAAAGUGGAUGGAAGUGGUGGUCCUCACCCAUAAAGGGGGCCAGAGGAGCGACGGAAACGAAAGCAUUUCAGAGUGCGGGAGAUGUUCCUUGUCUCCAUUCUGUCAGUUUGAGGAAAUGAAAAUUUGUUCAGCAAUUAUAAACCUUUUUCAUCUGAUCCCAGCUGCACCUCAAACUCUGGUCAAGCCUUUGUUAGAGGUUGUGAUGAAAACAGAACGGGCUAUGUUGAUUGAGGCUGGCAGUCCCUUCAGAGAGCCUCUGAUCAAGUUCCUGACUCGGCACCCUUCCCAGACAGUGGAGCUGUUCAUGAUGGAGGCAACACUGAAUGAUCCUCAGUGGAGCAGAAUGUUUAUGAGUUUUUUAAAACACAAAGAUGCCAGACCUCUGCGAGAUGUGCUGGCUGCUAACCCCAACAGGUUCAUCACUCUGCUGCUGCCCGGCGGCGCUCAGACCGCCAUGCGCCCUGGCUCGCCCAGCACCAGCACCAUGCGCCUGGAUCUUCAGUUUCAGGCCAUCAAGAUCAUAAGUAUUAUAGUUAAAAACAAUGACUCCUGGCUGGCCAAUCAGCAUUCUCUGGUGAGCCAGCUGAGACGCGUGUGGAUCAGUGAAACCUUUCAAGAAAGACACCGGAAGGAGAACAUGGCUGCCACAAACUGGAAGGAGCCCAAGCUGCUGGCCUAUUGUCUGCUGAAUUACUGCAAAAGGAAUUAUGGAGACAUAGAAUUGCUGUUCCAGCUGCUCCGAGCCUUUACUGGUCGUUUUCUCUGCAACAUGACAUUCUUAAAAGAGUAUAUGGAGGAAGAGAUUCCCAAAAAUUAUAGCAUUGCUCAAAAACGUGCCCUGUUUUUUCACUUUGUGGAUUUCAGUGACCCCAACUUUGGAGAUGAACUGAAAGCCAAGGUUUUGCAGCAUAUCUUGAAUCCUGCUUUCUUAUACAGCUUUGAGAAGGGGGAAGGAGAGCAGCUCUUAGGACCUCCCAAUCCGGAAGGCGAUAACCCAGAAAGCAUCACCAGUGUGUUUAUAACCAAGGUCCUGGACCCAGAGAAGCAGGCGGACAUGCUGGACUCCCUGAGGAUUUACCUCCUGCAGUAUGCCACGCUGCUGGUGGAGCACGCCCCCCACCACAUCCACGACAACAACAAGAACCGCAACAGCAAGCUGCGCCGCCUGAUGACCUUCGCCUGGCCCUGCCUGCUCUCCAAGGCCUGUGUGGACCCAGCUUGCAAAUACAGUGGGCACUUACUUCUGGCACACAUUAUUGCCAAAUUUGCAAUACAUAAGAAAAUUGUCCUACAGGUUUUUCACAGUCUUCUCAAGGCCCAUGCAAUGGAAGCUCGAGCAAUUGUCAGACAAGCGAUGGCCAUUUUGACUCCGGCAGUGCCAGCCAGAAUGGAGGAUGGUCACCAGAUGCUGACCCACUGGACAAGGAAGAUCAUUGUGGAGGAGGGCCACACAGUUCCCCAGCUGGUUCAUAUUUUGCACUUGAUAGUGCAGCAUUUUAAGGUGUACUACCCCGUGCGGCACCACUUGGUACAGCACAUGGUCAGUGCCAUGCAGAGGUUGGGCUUCACACCCAGCGUCACCAUUGAGCAGAGAAGGCUGGCUGUGGACCUGUCGGAGGUUGUCAUCAAGUGGGAGCUCCAGAGGAUCAAGGACCAGCAGCCGGAUUCAGAUAUGGAUCCAAAUUCCAGUGGAGAAGGAGUCAACUCUGUGUCAUCUUCCAUUAAAAGAGGCCUGUCAGUGGAUUCCGCCCAGGAAGUGAAACGCUUUAGGACGGCCACAGGAGCAAUCAGCGCAGUGUUUGGGAGGAGCCAGUCGCUGCCUGGAGCGGACUCCCUUCUUGCCAAGCCAAUUGAUAAACAGCACACGGACACCGUGGUGAACUUCCUCAUCCGAGUGGCUUGUCAGGUUAAUGACAACACCAACACUGCCGGGUCUCCUGGGGAGGUGCUUUCUCGCCGAUGUGUGACCCUCUUGAAAACUGCCUUGCGACCAGACAUGUGGUCCAAGUCUGAGCUCAAACUGCAGUGGUUCGACAAGCUGCUGAUGAGUGUGGAGCAGCCUAAUCAAGUUAACUAUGGAAAUAUUUGCACGGGCUUGGAAGUGCUGAGUUUCUUGCUCACUGUUCUCCAGUCUCCAGCCAUCCUCAGUAGCUUCAAACCCCUGCAGCGCGGAAUCGCUGCCUGUAUGACGUGUGGAAACACCAAAGUCUUACGAGCAGUCCAUAGCCUUCUCUCACGCCUAAUGAGCAUUUUCCCAACCGAGCCAAGCACAUCCAGUGUGGCCUCCAAGUACGAAGAGCUGGAAUGCCUCUAUGCGGCCGUAGGCAAGGUCAUCUAUGAAGGACUCACCAACUAUGAGAAGGCCACCAACGCGAAUCCCUCCCAGCUCUUUGGGACCCUUAUGAUCCUCAAGUCUGCCUGCAGCAACAACCCGAGCUACAUAGACAGGCUGAUCUCGGUCUUCAUGCGCUCCCUGCAGAAGAUGGUCCGAGAGCACCUCAAUCCGCAGGCAGCCUCCGGCAGCACAGAGGCAACCUCAGGAACUAGUGAGCUGGUGAUGCUGAGUCUGGAGCUGGUGAAAACACGCCUGGCUGUGAUGAGCUUGGAGAUGAGGAAGAACUUUAUUCAGGCCAUCCUGACCUCCCUCAUUGAAAAAUCACUUGAUGCCAAAAUCCUCCGGGCUGUGGUUAAAAUUGUGGAAGAGUGGGUUAAAAAUAAUUCCCCAAUGGCAGCCAAUCAGACACCUACUCUCCGGGAGAAGUCCAUUUUGCUUGUGAAAAUGAUGACCUACAUAGAAAAGCGUUUUCCAGAAGACCUUGAGUUAAACGCACAGUUCUUAGACCUUGUUAACUAUGUCUACAGGGAUGAGGCACUGUCUGGCAGUGAGCUGACUGCAAAACUCGAGCCUGCCUUUCUCUCUGGGCUGCGUUGUGCCCAGCCACUCAUCAGGGCGAAGUUUUUUGAGGUUUUUGACAACUCUAUGAAACGUCGGGUUUACGAGCGUCUGCUUUAUGUGACCUGCUCCCAGAAUUGGGAAGCCAUGGGGAACCACUUUUGGAUUAAGCAGUGCAUCGAGCUUCUCUUGGCCGUGUGUGAGAAGAGCACUCCCAUUGGUACCAGCUGCCAAGGAGCUAUGCUCCCGUCCAUCACCAAUGUCAUCAACCUGGCCGACAGCCAUGAUCGAGCAGCCUUUGCCAUGGUCACACAUGUCAAGCAGGAGCCUCGGGAGCGAGAGAACAGCGAGUCCAAAGAGGAGGAUGUUGAGAUAGAUAUUGAACUGGCUCCUGGAGAUCAGACCAGCACACCCAAAACCAAAGAACUUUCUGAAAAGGACAUUGGAAACCAGCUGCAUAUGUUAACCAACAGACAUGACAAAUUUCUUGAUACUCUCCGAGAAGUGAAGACGGGGGCCCUGCUCAGCGCCUUCGUCCAGCUGUGCCACAUUUCUACCACCCUGGCCGAGAAGACCUGGGUCCAGCUUUUUCCCAGGUUGUGGAAAAUUCUAUCUGACCGACAGCAGCAUGCGCUAGCUGGUGAGAUUAGCCCGUUCCUGUGCAGUGGCAGUCACCAGGUGCAGCGGGAUUGUCAGCCCAGCGCACUGAACUGCUUCGUGGAAGCCAUGUCCCAGUGUGUCCCUCCGAUCCCCAUCAGACCCUGCGUUCUGAAGUACUUGGGGAAAACACACAACCUUUGGUUCCGCUCCACAUUAAUGCUAGAGCACCAGGCUUUUGAAAAAGGUCUGAGUCUGCAGAUUAAGCCAAAGCAAACAACGGAAUUUUAUGAGCAGGAGAGCAUAACUCCACCUCAGCAGGAGAUACUGGAUUCCCUUGCAGAACUUUACUCUUUGUUACAAGAGGAAGAUAUGUGGGCUGGUUUGUGGCAGAAGCGUUGCAAGUAUUCCGAGACAGCAACUGCUAUUGCUUACGAACAGCAUGGAUUCUUUGAGCAGGCACAAGAGUCCUAUGAGAAGGCAAUGGAUAAAGCCAAAAAAGAGCACGAGAGGAGCAAUGCAUCCCCUGCUAUUUUCCCAGAAUACCAGCUCUGGGAGGACCACUGGAUUCGGUGCUCUAAGGAAUUGAACCAGUGGGAAGCCUUGACGGAGUACGGCCAGUCCAAAGGUCACAUAAACCCUUACCUUGUCCUGGAGUGUGCUUGGCGCGUGUCUAACUGGACAGCCAUGAAGGAGGCGUUGGUGCAGGUAGAAGUAAGUUGUCCCAAGGAGAUGGCUUGGAAGGUCAACAUGUACCGUGGGUACUUGGCUAUCUGCCAUCCUGAGGAGCAGCAGCUCAGCUUCAUCGAACGCCUGGUGGAAAUGGCCAGCAGCUUGGCCAUCCGGGAGUGGCGGCGCUUGCCUCAUGUGGUGUCCCAUGUGCACACGCCUCUUCUCCAGGCCGCCCAGCAAAUCAUUGAACUUCAGGAAGCUGCGCAAAUAAAUGCAGGUUUACAGCCGACCAACCUGGGAAGGAACAACAGCCUGCACGACAUGAAGACGGUGGUAAAGACCUGGAGGAACAGGCUGCCCAUUGUGUCUGACGACUUGUCCCACUGGAGCAGCGUCUUCAUGUGGCGGCAGCAUCAUUACCAGGGUAAACCUACCUGGUCCGGCAUGCAUUCAUCAUCUAUUGUAACUGCGUAUGAAAAUAGUUCUCAGCAUGAUCCAAGUUCCAAUAAUGCUAUGCUUGGAGUUCAUGCAUCAGCUUCAGCAAUCAUCCAGUAUGGAAAAAUUGCCCGGAAACAAGGACUGGUCAAUGUAGCUCUGGAUAUAUUAAGUCGUAUUCAUACUAUUCCAACUGUUCCUAUCGUGGAUUGCUUCCAGAAGAUCCGACAGCAAGUCAAAUGCUACCUCCAACUGGCCGGAGUCAUGGGGAAAAACGAGUGUAUGCAGGGACUUGAAGUUAUAGAAUCUACAAACUUAAAAUACUUCACAAAAGAGAUGACAGCUGAAUUUUAUGCACUGAAGGGAAUGUUCUUGGCUCAGAUUAACAAGUCUGAGGAAGCAAACAAAGCCUUUUCUGCAGCUGUGCAGAUGCAUGAUGUGCUGGUGAAGGCUUGGGCCAUGUGGGGCGAUUACCUGGAGAACAUCUUCGUGAAGGAGCGGCAGCUGCAUCUCGGAGUGUCUGCCAUUACCUGUUACCUGCAUGCAUGCCGGCAUCAGAACGAGAGCAAAUCAAGGAAAUACUUAGCCAAGGUGCUGUGGCUUUUAAGUUUCGAUGAUGAUAAAAACACUUUGGCAGAUGCCGUCGACAAGUACUGCAUUGGUGUGCCACCCAUCCAGUGGCUGGCCUGGAUCCCGCAGCUGCUCACCUGCCUGGUGGGCUCAGAAGGAAAGCUGCUUUUGAACCUCAUCAGCCAGGUCGGACGCGUGUAUCCCCAGGCAGUCUACUUUCCCAUCCGGACCCUGUACCUGACUCUGAAAAUAGAGCAGCGGGAACGCUACAAGAGUGAUUCUGGACAGCAGCAGCCAAGUUCAGUGGGUAACCAGUCCCAUUCUGCAUCAGAUCCAGGGCCCAUAAGAGCAACAGCACCCAUGUGGCGCUGCAGCCGAAUCAUGCACAUGCAGCGGGAACUGCACCCAACCCUUCUGUCUUCCCUGGAAGGCAUCGUCGAUCAGAUGGUCUGGUUCCGAGAAAACUGGCACGAAGAGGUUCUCAGGCAGCUCCAACAGGGCCUGGCAAAAUGUUACUCUGUCGCAUUUGAGAAAAGUGGAGCAGUGUCUGAUGCCAAAAUCACCCCCCACACUCUGAACUUCGUCAAGAAGUUGGUGAGCACGUUCGGGGUGGGCCUGGAGAACGUCUCCAACGUCUCCACCAUGUUCUCCAGCGCGGCCUCCGAGUCUCUAGCCAGGCGGGCGCAGGCCACUGCGCAGGACCCUGUCUUCCAGAAGCUGAAGGGCCAGUUCACCACCGAUUUUGACUUCAGUGUUCCAGGAUCCAUGAAGCUUCAUAACCUCAUUUCUAAAUUGAAAAAGUGGAUCAAAAUUCUGGAGGCCAAAACCAAGCAACUUCCAAAAUUCUUCCUCAUAGAAGAAAAGUGUCGGUUUUUGAGCAAUUUCUCCGCACAGACAGCUGAAGUGGAAAUCCCAGGGGAGUUCCUGAUGCCAAAGCCGACGCACUAUUAUAUCAAGAUUGCUCGGUUUAUGCCCAGGGUGGAAAUUGUGCAGAAGCACAACACCGCAGCCAGGAGGCUGUACAUCCGCGGGCACAACGGCAAGAUCUACCCGUACCUGGUCAUGAACGACGCCUGCCUGACGGAGUCGCGGAGGGAGGAGCGCGUGCUGCAGCUGCUUCGCCUGCUGAACCCCUGCUUAGAGAAGAGAAAAGAAACCACCAAGCGGCACUUAUUUUUCACAGUUCCGCGAGUUGUGGCGGUGUCGCCACAGAUGCGCCUCGUGGAAGACAACCCCUCUUCUCUUUCCCUCGUGGAGAUCUACAAGCAGCGCUGUGCCAAGAAGGGCAUCGAGCAUGACAACCCCAUCUCGCGCUACUACGACAGGCUGGCCACGGUGCAGGCGCGUGGGACGCAAGCCAGCCACCAGGUCCUUCGAGACAUCCUCAAGGAAGUGCAGAGCAACAUGGUGCCGCGCAGCAUGCUGAAGGAGUGGGCUCUGCACACCUUCCCCAACGCCACGGACUACUGGACGUUCCGGAAGAUGCUCACCAUCCAGCUCGCACUGAUUGGCUUCGCGGAGUUCGUCCUGCAUUUAAACCGGCUCAACCCCGAGAUGUUACAGAUCGCCCAGGACACUGGCAAACUGAACGUCGCCUACUUCCGCUUUGAUAUCAACGACGCGACUGGAGACCUAGAUGCCAACCGUCCUGUUCCUUUUCGCCUCACGCCCAAUAUUUCUGAAUUUCUGACCACCAUCGGCGUCUCUGGCCCCUUGACCGCCUCCAUGAUUGCUGUUGCCCGGUGCUUUGCUCAGCCAAACUUUAAGGUGGACGGCAUCCUGAAAACUGUGCUUCGGGACGAGAUCAUCGCUUGGCACAAAAAGACACAGGAGGACACCUCUUCUCCUCUCUCGGCCGCCGGGCAGCCCGAGAACAUGGACAGUCAGCAGCUGGUCUCCCUGGUGCAGAAAGCUGUCACCGCCAUCAUGACCCGCCUGCACAACCUCGCCCAGUUUGAAGGCGGGGAGAGCAAAGUGAACACCCUGGUGGCCGCUGCCAACAGCCUGGACAACCUGUGCCGCAUGGACCCCGCCUGGCACCCCUGGCUGUGACACGGCCACUCCCACCUCGGAGGUGAAGGCCGCCGCUCAGGCUCCCGCACUGGCCUCCCCGCGCCGCCUCUGCCCUGUCCAUGUGAUGCUGGGGCCUCCAGGCUUCCGCGGUACAGUCGGUACAGUCGUGGCCCUGCUCGCUGUGUGAGAAAGAGGGUGAGUCAGGGUCGAGGGAGCUGAGCCAUGGAGGUGAGGCCACUUGAAAUGCUGGAGCUGAAACUCGAAGCUUUUAAAAUAACCUUUCAGGAAACCAAGAUUCCCUGGCCUGGAGUAGGUGAAAGCAUCGCCCCUCCGUCUGCGGGCGGACAGACUGAACUGUAGGAAACAGUUCGGAAUGUCCUUUUUAACUUUCAGAAGUCACGCCUGGCGGGAGCUCGUGCUCUGUACAGACCUUUGUAACAGCUGCACAGAAACCCGCCUGGUGAGAGCCACGGGAAAUUAUGAACACACCCUGCUGGCUUCACCCCAGCACAAACUUCCAUGCUGCGUGGCCAGCGCUGGGAACCGCACCGAGCCCCGGGGGAGCCGGCAGGUGACUUCCGCUUUCUGUCGGCCAGCUCUUUGAAUGUCUUCUAGACACUUACUAUCAUUGUACCUGAAAAAAAAAUCACUUCUUCCUAAUUUAAAAAGAAGCAGCAACAGAAGUUUGUUAGCUCAUCUGUGUUCACAUUUUUAUAAAUAUGAGUAUUGAGAACGUUCUAUCUAAAUUUGUACAGUGUGAUUUUUUUAGAAUAAAUAUUUUAUAAAAGGA